Messenger RNA from Fusarium vanettenii 77-13-4, 1845 nucleotides. RefSeq lists its product as uncharacterized. NCBI's taxonomy places the organism in Eukaryota, Fungi, Ascomycota, Sordariomycetes, Hypocreales, Nectriaceae. Gene Ontology annotation, cellular component: nucleus. Bases 1 to 1845 code for a protein of 614 amino acids. Gene Ontology annotation, molecular function: methyltransferase activity. The transcript is spliced from 2 exons. The record is from RefSeq and is a predicted model, not a curated record.
AUGCCAGCAUCCUACAUUAACCUCGAGCAAGAGGACGAGGUUUGCUUCCUCACCGAGAGGCCAUCCGGGUGUGGUGACCGCCAGCGGCGGGACUCGUCUUGCACCAUCACGGACGAGUCACCACCAAUUUUCGGAACGACGACUGAGGGAGGGAUUGACCUCACAGUCGACUUGAGAACCUCAGGCCACCAUCUUCUCAAUGACGACGAAUUUGCACUUGAAAAAGUGCGGGUGGCCAACUACACCAUCCAGCCUGGGACGUUUCUCCAAGUUCACGAGUUCGACUCAGGAGACUACCUUGUCCAAUUCGUCCUCGUCAAGAUUGUGGUUCGGUGCACAGACUCCGGCGAAAUCAAGAUCCGCGGCAUCCCUUUCACCAGACUUCGCUCGGCUUGGGGCAAGCUCCCCAGAAAGGCUCACGAGGUUUGCAUGCUGCUCUCCUACAACCAAGAUGAUCCAAGUGCAUCUGAAGAGUUUGUCGAUAUCGGCCCAUCCUCCAAGCUGGAGGUCUAUUUCAUCGGACAGGGGAGCCGAAAGAGACAGACUGGGGAAGCCUUUGUUCGCGUUCACGAGUCCGAAGUUCUCGAACCAAAGUAUCGAAUCUCUGAGGAAGUCCUCAGCAACCAAUGGCGAGGCACCAGAGUUAAAGGAGGGUCAUGGGCGCCAACCUUCAAUUCCCAACAGGACUGCAUAAACCUUGAUGACGACAAUGGAAUCAAGCAAAAGAAGAUCCGAGCCAAGGGCCAGAAGUACACUCUUUUCGACUCUUGUUCAGGCGCGGGCGGAGUCUCACGAGGAGCUCUGAUGGCUGGAUUCAAAAUCCAAUACGCAAUCGACAAAGCUCCAGAAGUUUGGGACACAUACGAAACAAACUUCCCCGACACUCAUCUCUUCAAGAUGUCUCUUGAUGAGUUUCUCUCGUUCGACAAUCAACACAUGCGUGUCGAUGUCCUCCACUUCUCCCCUCCAUGCCAAUUCUUCUCCCCUGCCCACACCCACGCGUCGGCCCAAGACGACGACAACAUCUUUGCUCUCUACAGCUGCAAUCAGUUGCUCAAGAAACUCAGACCUCGUAUCAUCACCGUCGAGCAAACUUUUGGCCUCACACAUCACCGUCACGCCGAAUACUUCUACUCCUUUCUCGCCGACUUCACGCAGCAUGGUUACUCGGUGCGAUGGAGAGUUAUCAAACUCUGCACUUGGGGCGCAGCACAGGACCGAAAGCGUCUGAUUCUCAUUGCCGCCGCUCCAGGGGAGCGACUUCCUCCUUUCCCUCAGCCUACUCACGGUCCGGAAGCCGGCUUGUUGCCCUACAACAGCAUUGGCAAGGCCAUUCGAGGCAUCCGACCAGGCGAUGAUCUUCAUGACCUUGACAACGUGAAAUACUACCAGCCCCGACGAGCUCCAUACGAUGCGAAUCGUCUUGCCGGAACCAUCACCACCCGUGGAGGUGACUUUUACUACCCAGAUGGCACACGCAACCUGACUCUGCGAGAGUAUGCGAGCCUCCAAGGUUUCCCCAAAAACCAUCAAUUCCUUGGAACCAUGACAUCCAUCAAGAGACAGAUUGGAAAUGCCUUCCCCCCCAACACAGUCCGCGUCCUCUACAAGCACAUCGAGCAGUGGCUUCUGAAGGAAGAUGGCAUGCUACCCUACGACGACAGCCGAGAUGCUGUUAUCAUCGACGAUGACGACACCGAUUCGACGACCAACCUCACUGAUGUCUCUGAAGAUGAAUUUCACCGUUCACCGGAGAUGAUGGAAGGGAGCGUGAUGCCUGUGGGCAGCAACGAAGGUGCUAGAACCGAUUGGCGAGCUGGGAGCGUGGUCAUCGACCUGACCUAA